AUGGAUGAGGAUUCCAUCAUAGUUUCCACACUAGUUCAUGUCAAAAGAGGCGGAAACGAUGUCGGGCAAAGUGAUACCACGAUUGAAGAGCAUACCAAUAGACCGAAGAAGAAAUAUAAAGGAGUUAGUUUACGACCGUCAGGGAAAUGGGGUGUCGAGAUAAUGGUUCAGGGGAAACAGAGACAGUGGUUGGGGACUUUUGAAACAGAGGAAGAGGCCGCGAGAGCUUAUGACAUUGCCAGCAUACGCUAUCGGGGAAACAAGGCAAAGACGAACUUUCCAUUGGAGAGUUACCGCGAUAUUCCACUAGAUUAA
This is a messenger RNA of Erigeron canadensis, 315 nucleotides long. Its product is annotated as ethylene-responsive transcription factor ERF110-like. The transcript has 2 exons. The record is from RefSeq and is a predicted model, not a curated record. Bases 1 to 315 code for a protein of 104 amino acids. Gene Ontology annotation, molecular function: DNA binding; DNA-binding transcription factor activity. NCBI's taxonomy places the organism in Eukaryota, Viridiplantae, Streptophyta, Magnoliopsida, Asterales, Asteraceae. Gene Ontology annotation, biological process: regulation of DNA-templated transcription; ethylene-activated signaling pathway.